UAACUACAAUACCAAAUGGUUUAUAUUCUUGCAGAUGAAAUUUUAAAGAUGCUGUUUUCUUAACUUUUUCUCGGGGAUUUAGAAAGUCAGGAGGAGAUGAACGCUGAUGAAGAUGGAGACCCUGAUGAAGGUGGGGGUCAUCACAUCAUCUCCUGGGGCUGUGGAGAAUUUGGUCAGCAUUGUCAUGGCUACAAGGAAGAUGUGGCUUUUUCCAAUGGCCUUCUUAAGGGAUUUCCCACAAGGCAGACCAAAUUUAUUGCAUGUGGAGCUAGUCACACCAUUCUAGUCACUGAUAACAAUGAAAUAUAUUCUUGGGGAAAUGGAAAUAGUGGACAACUUGGUAAUAAUGUUAAAGAAUUCCAAUGGCAGCCAGAGAAGGUUCAUCUCUAUGACGAAGCCCCAGAAACCUUACCAGAUGUAGGCGGGGUGGCCUGUGGUGGCAGACACUCUAUGGUGUGGUUGUCCAAUGGGAACGUGUUCAGCUUUGGCAACAAUUUCCAUGCUCAACUAGGUUAUGAUUAUAGAGCAAUGAAUUAUAAAGAAAAUCAGGUUAAGCCACAUCUUUUAAAGUUUCUGAUGCACAAACCAGUUGUCCAAAUUUCUUGUGGAGAAAAACAUUCAGUGUUCAGAUUUCAAGAAGGAACAAUUGCAUGUGUGGGAUCCAAUGCCAACGGUCAGAUAGGGAGUGGAACUCUGGAGGAAGCUACUGUUCCUGUCCCAGUAGAACUGUCCAAACCUGUCAAAUAUGUCGCCUCCGGAGCUAGUCACACUCUGGUCAUCACCGAUGAGGGGGAAGUUUAUGUGUGGGGGUAUGGUAAAGCAUGCGGUAAAAACAAAGACAUCCUGUCCCCAGAGAAAGUGCCCCUCAAAAACAAGAGAGUGACUCAGGUAGCAGGAGGAUCCGCCCACAGUCUGGCAUUGACAGAAACAGGCAGUGUGUAUGUUUGGGGAAGUGGUUCUGACGGACAGUUAGGGUUGGGUAAAGCUGUUACAUUUCAAAGUUCCCCUAAGAAAGUCCACCACUCAGAACUAAAGAACAAUGUAGUGCAGAUUGAAACAGGGGAGUACUACAGUGCAGUAAUUACAGAAAAUGGUGAUCUUUUUUUCUGGGGAAAGAAUAGCCAUGUUAUUAGACCUGACAAACCAUCCAAUUCUAAGUUCUGGUUGCCAUUUCACAUCAACAAAGGUCUAGAACCUGUCCAAGCUGUGCAUUGUGGCUCCUGGCAUGCUGUUGCUAUAGGCGGUUAUCCAGCAUCAGUACUACAACCUCAGAUUCAUUCAGAAGUGUCAAAUCAAGAGUUUCCAAUGGCUUCUCCAGUAAAUGGUGUACAUGAGAGUGAUGACACAUCAUCGGAAAGUGAAGGAGAUUUUACAGAGUUACCCCAGAUAAAAUCCAACAAAGAUUACACUACAAACAAGGAAUCUACCAAAAUCAGUAUUGCUGACUUCUAUGCUGGUCAAGACAUCUAUUCCGAUGAAGGUGAGCCACAAAGUCCAGCUAGUUUUUCUGAGAUUAAAAAUGACCAUUUGAAAGCAGAUACAAUGCAGAUAGACAAAGCAGAAAGUGCCAAAUCUCAUAUUGUUGUUCAAGUCCCGAGACCAUCUAAUACAGCAGUGGACGUGGCUACUUCACCUAUUCCUUUUAGUGACUCAGAAUCGGAGAGUGAAAGUGGUUCUAAGACACCACAAAAUCUUGCCAAACCAGUGAGUGCCAAAUUAAACAAAGUGCCUCAGGUUAACUUGGAACCAAUACAUGUGGCUCCAAAUGAUUCAAAAGUAGUAAACAAUAUACAUGCCGGUGGCUUUAAGUCUGAAAGAUAUACAAAAGUAAGUGUUCAGCCAAAGUAUUUUACAGCCCCUCUUGAGAGAGAAAGAGAGAGGUCAACUUUGAGUAAGCCCCCAACAACUGUGAUACAGUUAAGUAAGUCAACUGCAGACAACUUCGUAUUACCAAGAGAAAACACCAACUUUACCAGUAGACAAAUUGAUCUAACUGAUGUGGAGUAUGCAAGAGCAGUUAACUCAUCUAAAUCUAGUGAAAAACUAUACUGGAUAAAUAAAUUAAAUGAAAGUCGUGAACGUGAGCAUUUAGCACGUUUUCAAAAUGGAAAUACUCAAUUGCGUACCAUUACCCAAGAUAGUAAUGCUAGUCGAAACACAUUCAGGUCUGGUCGAAUGAGUGAUACUGCUGUUGUGAAUUUAUAUUGCUAUGACAAUGUAUUAGAUGGUACUCCAGCCAAAUGGAAUCGUAGCAUAGAAAGUUCUCUGGGGGACUAUGGACGCCAGUUUGGUAACGGUGAUAUUCUGGAGGAGGCUAGAAGAGCUGCUCGACUACCUCCAAAAAAUAAUACUCCCAGUAACAGCAUUCCAAGCAAGAAGUCUGCUGAUGCCAAUUUUGUUAAGCCAAUAAUCUCUGGAUAUUUGUUGCGGCAAAAGCUCCAGAUCUCCCGCAAUGAUACAGUCAUUGCUCCUCUGAAAGUACCCAAGAAAACUGCCACUCCCCGACUCAACCUUAUGGAGCGGUACGCAAGUGUUCACAAUCCUACAUCAAGUAGUAGUAAAUUUCAGGAAAAGAAAUCAAAGUUUGGUUUAAAGACGCCACGAAAUGUCAGUAUACCGGGCAGUAGAGGGAAUUUGAAAAAAGAGUUGGAGGAAAUAUGCAUUAAAGGUGAAACAGGACCAAAGAAAGCAAUGUUUUCUAGUGCUACUUCUUGGAAGGACAAGGGGGAUCUUGCUCGUAUCAAGGACUUGACAAAUGGAAACAUUAAAAGCAAGACUGAUUUAAUAAUUUCUACUGAAACGUUGAAAAAUAAGGAGAAAAGUGAAAAGAAAUCAAAAUUGAAUGGACAAGAUAAAGAAAAUGAAAUAAUUGAAAACAGUUCCUCUAAAGAAGGUGAAGAGGAAGUGUUAGAAAAUAAUUAUUGCAUAGAAGAGACCAUGUCUGAUUAUGGAAGAAAGUCGGUAACCCAGUCGAGCUAGAGCAUGGAUCGGAGUCCUUUACAGGUUGUCCGAGCCCGUUCUGCUUGUACUUGGUCUAAGUCGACUCGCUCGCUUCCACUAGAAAAACGGCUUCAAAAACUAACAUUGUUGUCAUGCAAUAAAACACUAGGCCACUUCUAA
Molecule: messenger RNA, 3120 nt
Organism: Saccostrea echinata
Lineage: Eukaryota; Metazoa; Mollusca; Bivalvia; Ostreida; Ostreidae
Product: secretion-regulating guanine nucleotide exchange factor-like
Exons: 14
Coding region: 97-2979 (960 amino acids)
Source: RefSeq, a predicted model, not a curated record